Penicillium nucicola is the source of this 6087-nucleotide messenger RNA. RefSeq lists its product as uncharacterized. The record is from RefSeq and is a predicted model, not a curated record. Gene Ontology annotation, cellular component: Golgi membrane. Gene Ontology annotation, molecular function: pyrimidine nucleotide-sugar transmembrane transporter activity; nucleic acid binding; ATP binding. The coding region runs from base 1 to 6087 and encodes 2028 amino acids. Gene Ontology annotation, biological process: pyrimidine nucleotide-sugar transmembrane transport. The transcript is spliced from 14 exons. Lineage: Eukaryota; Fungi; Ascomycota; Eurotiomycetes; Eurotiales; Aspergillaceae.
AUGGCGGAUCGCGCACAACGUCAGGCCUCUGGGCUACGGGCUGUGGCUAAUAACGCGCCUUGGGUUCUGCUGACCGCGGAGUCUACAGUAUUUGUGCUGCUGGCCCAUUAUUCUCGAGUCAUGCCCCCCGCCGGUGGAAAACGGUACCUUACAUCCACGGCUGUCUUCCUUGUCGAGGUCGUCAAGCUGGCCAUCUCCCUCACAAUGGCCCUCUAUAACGUUUCGAAAAGCGCUCCUCCCUCCAUGCCCGCCACAUCCCUAUUCUUCUCCCUAACUAGCGCGGUAUUCUCGGGAGACAGCUGGAAAAUGGCUAUCCCGGCUAGUCUAGACGUCUUGUCUAACUCGCUGCUCUACAUCGCGCUCUCGAACCUGCGUGCUGCGACCUUCCAGGUUACCUACCAGCUGAAGUUCCUGACAACGGCCAUAUUUGGUCUGAUGCUUCUGAGACGGAGCAUCCCAGCCCGGAAGUGGGGCCUGCUCCUCUUACUCGUGGUUGGCGUGGCUUUGGUGCAGAUCCCCGAUGCAAGCACUGAGAAGAUGCUGCAGGAUGACCAUGCCAAUCACUACUUCCCUCGUUCGCUCGAGGAGUGGAAGGCUGUCAAGCAAGGCUCUGGAUCUGGCAGCUCUGGCAGUAGUCUACACAAGCGGUCUGCGACGUAUGAGGGUAUCGAAGAGGAUAUCCUUACUGCUGACCCGCAUCUGAACCCAAUUAUCGGCCUCCUUGCGACUAUCGGUGCGGCUUUGGUCUCUGGGCUGGCUAGCACUUACUUUGAAAAAGUACUCAAGGAUAGCUCGAGCCACAUCUCGUUGUGGGUUCGCAACGUGCAACUGGCUAUUUACUCUAUCUUCCCUGCUCUCUUCAUUGGAAUUGUUUUCCGUGAUGGCGAGAAAAUCGCCGAAAAUGGCUUCUUCCAGGGUUACAAUUGGGCGGUGUGGUCUACUAUUGUUAUCCAGGCUCUUGGUGGCAUUGUCUCAGCCUUCUACGUCAGCCAUGCACAGAAAGAUGCAAGGAGUCUGGCCACGACCGUCAAUAUUAUCUUGAGUACCAUCGGAAGUAUCUGGCUCUUUGAAUUUGAGCUUACUGCAAGUUUCCUUCUGGGCUCGGCUGUAGUCCUGGUAGCAACCCACUACUACGGAAACCCAAGUUUCACCUCUGCAAUUAGUGGCUCUCGCCCACCUCCAAUCCGCGUCGACAGCUACGAAAAGGAUGCCGAAGGACCCGACGGCUCGCCAGUGGUUCCGUCCAACGAUUUCUCUAUCAAGCUUCCCACCUCUCCAUUCCUAUCAGACGGCAUGUCAUCAUCUCGUCCGACUUCCCCAGCGCCAGGCCACGCUAGGAGUGACAUGUCUCUUUUCUUCACGGGCAAUGAAAUUGGAUACCCGAUAGAAGCAGAAUCAAACGCGGUGCUCCUUCAAUCGCUACAAAACCACCCUUGGAUGCGUCCACGUGCCAUCACAUGGUCACCUCCCACAGACCAGCCUUACAGCCCUACGCCCUCCGUAGUCCAAGUUCACCUCAUCAAAAUUACCCCCCAUUAUCCAGAGAUAGUCACAAUGCGAAGGAACCAUCAGCCGCAACCCUUUAAAUCUUUCCGUGUACCCUCCCAACGAAUCCCAGCUAUAUCUGAUCAAUCCUCCCCCUCCCAGAGUAGAACAGAAGCCAUCGACCACAGACUCAUUGAAGGCUCUCAGCAACAAUACUACAACAGUCCAUCUCCUCGACAGUCUUUCGGUGCCCUGGAAUUGCCUGCUCAAAACCAAGACCCGGAAUUGGAUGCUUUUGAUCUGGAAUUACUAGCCCAGAAUGACCGAGAGAUGGGCGUGAAGAGUGCAGAUCUAGGAUUUCGACCGGCCUCUUCCUUUCAAAUGCAUUUCCAACGUGAUCCUCAUCCGGAGAAUAUCUCUCGUUUCUUUCUACCGACUUCGAGUAAUUCUCCUCACAGUGGUGAUGCAUCUACUUCAUCGGAUCUCAGUUCGAGAUUACUGUCGAGCCCUUCAGUGUUGUUCCAGCAAAGAAAGGAGGCCAGACAUGAACAACGAAGUCUUCACAUCAACAAUGGUUCGUACCAUGAGGAUGCUACAGAAUCCUCGGCCCGGGCUUUAUCUACCCUUCCAGGCCCUGGAACGGUGACUAUAAACCGGCAACAAGGGCCUUUUAGUCAUAUUCCACCGUCUGUUCGAGGCAUCAUACUCGUUUCAGUGAAUGAUAUACCAGAUAAUUAUCGCUCAAUGUUCCCCUUCCCGCUGUUCAAUGCCAUUCAAUCCAAAUCCUUCCACGCUGUCUACAACAGCAACGAAAACAUUGUCCUCUCGGCACCAACGGGCAGUGGCAAGACAGUGAUAAUGGAGUUGGCAAUCUGCAGACUCCUCAACACCCUCAAAGACGAACGAUUCAAGGUCGUCUACCAAGCGCCUACAAAAUCCCUAUGUGCAGAACGAUUCAGAGACUGGCACUCCAAAUUCUCAGCCCUGAAGCUCAAAUGCGCAGAAUUAACCGGUGACACAGAUCAUAUGCAACUGCGUGCUGUGCAGGGUAGCCAGAUCAUAAUUACAACACCAGAGAAAUGGGAUAGCAUGACACGGAAAUGGAAAGACCAUGGGAAAUUGAUGCAGCUCGUGAAAUUAUUCCUCAUUGACGAGGUUCACAUUCUCAAGGAAACGCGCGGUGCAACACUUGAGGCGGUGGUAUCCCGCAUGAAAAAUAUCGGGUCCAAUGUUCGCUUUGUGGCGCUCAGUGCUACUGUUCCCAAUUCAGAGGAUAUCGCUACUUGGCUUGGGAAGGAUGCCACGAAUCAACAUGUUCCUGCGCACAGAGAGCAUUUCGGGGAGGAAUUUCGUCCUGUCAUAUUGAAGAAAGUUGUUUAUGGGUACCAGUCUACUUUGAAUGACUUUGCUUUUGAUAAAGUCUGCGGGUCAAAGUUGCCCGAGGUCAUUAGGAUGCACUCUUGCCAAAAGCCCAUUAUGAUUUUCUGUUGUACACGAAACUCGUCCCUUUCAACGGCGAAGGAGCUGGCUCGUCUUUGGACGAUGACGAAUCCGCCAGCUAGGCUUUGGAAAGGACCCGUGAGACCUUUUGAUGCUCAUAACGAUGAUUUGAGGACAACCAUCGCGGCCGGCGUCGCAUUCCACCACGCUGGCUUAGGACCUGCAGACCGCCACACAGUUGAAGCAGGGUUCCGAGAUGGUCACAUCAGCGUGAUAUGCUGCACAUCGACCCUCGCAGUGGGCGUAAAUCUACCAUGUCAUCUGGUGAUUAUGAAGAACACUGUCAGCUGGCAAGAAGGUGGCUGCAAGGAAUACUCCGAUCUGGAGAUGAUGCAAAUGCUCGGCCGCGCAGGACGCCCUCAAUUCGAUGACAGUGCAACGGCAGUCAUCCUCACCCGAAAGGAGCGCGUGAACCACUACGAGAAACUUGUUUCUGGGUCUGAGAGCUUGGAGAGCUGCCUGCAUCUGAAUCUGAUUGAUCAUCUCAACGCUGAAAUUGGGCUGGGGAAUAUCUCUGACCUUGACUCCGCUGUUAAAUGGCUUGCUGGGACUUUUUUGUUUGUCAGGCUUCGUCGAAAUCCUACGCAUUACAAGCUCAAGGAGGGCGCAAACCAGGAGGAUGAAGAUGAGCUCUUGCGACAAAUUUGUGAGAAGGACAUCCAGCUCUUGAGAGAUGUUGGGCUUGUUGAAACUGAUACCCUCUGUUCGACUCAAUUCGGUAAUGCCAUGGCUCGGUACUAUAUUCAUUUUGAGACUAUGAAAGUCUUGUUAUCGCUGAAGCCACAGGCUACACUUUCGGAGACCCUAGCCGUGAUCUCUCAAGGCGACGAAUUCCGCGAAAUCCGCCUGAAAGGAAGUGAAAAGUCUCUUUACCGCGAAAUAAAUCGAGACCCUGCCAUCCGCUUCCCGAUAAACGUCGACAUAGCGCUCCCAUGCCACAAAACAUCCCUCCUCCUCCAAUCAGAACUCGGCGCCAUCGACUACCCAGACAUUGAUCAACUACAGAGACACAAGUUCGCCUUCAACCAAGACAAAACCCUAGUCUUUGCCCAUGCAAACCGACUAGUACGUUGCUUGAUCGACUGUCAGAUCGCGCGUGGCGAUUCAAUCGCCAUUCUCAAUGCCUUAGAACUUGCACGAAGCUUUGGUGCUAAGGUCUGGGAUCAUUCUCCUCUCCAGAUGAAGCAGGUUGAACAAAUUGGCGUCGUGGCUGUUCGUAAAUUAGCUGCUGCCGGUAUUACCAGCCUCGAAGCUCUGGGGGAAACCGAGGCUUAUCGGAUUGACAUGGUUCUCAGCAAGAAUCCGCCUUUUGGGGCGAAGUUGUUGUCGCGAUUAAAGGAAUUCCCUCAGUUGAGGGUUUCAACUAAGAUGUUUGGAAAGGAGGUCAAGAAUGGAGGUGUGGCUCUUCAAUUCAGAGUCGAGGUUGCAUUUAUAAAUGACAAGGUUCCGACAGUCUUUCAGCGCCGGUCUAUCUAUGUUUGCUGUUUGACUGAGACAUCUGAUGGCCGCUUAAUUGAUUUUCGACGGACUGGUGCAAGCAAGCUCCAGGAACAGCUGGAGAUUGAUCUUUCUGUGGAUUUGGCUAGUGCUGAGCAGUUCGUUGUUUGCCAUGUUAUGUGUGAUGAUAUUGCUGGAACGGAGAGGAUGGCUGAGCUUCGACCUAAACUUUCGCCUUCGUUAUUUGCCCCGAUUCGAGAAGGGGGCUUGGUUUCUACGGGUUCUGGUCGCCGAACAGGAGAUGUCCAAGAGAUGGUUGAUAGCAGCACGAUGAGACCUCACCGAGUUGCACAGGAACAUUGUCAAGAGCAACCCACUCCCACGAAUGCCUCAGUUGUGGUGAAGAAUGCUCCCAAAUCCAACCGAGACGUUGACGAUCCCGAUUUCGAUGGUGAUGAUCUCCAGCUGGCAGACUUCUUGACCGUCAGUGGUCGCCCAACCAAGCCAAAGCAUCCUUCCAAGCCAAUGUUUUCACCAAAUGAUGAGAUUGACUGGUUCUCGAUUGACACAACCCCAAGUCCAUUGGAGCGAGGGAUGAAGGCCUCAAAGCCCCGAGAAGGUGAAUGGAUCGCUGACAUGGGUGAACAAGAAGGCGAGAACCCGGAGCCAAUUCGACUUGCUAAUGGAAAAUGGGCAUGCAACCACCGGUGCAAAGACAAAACAAGUUGCAAGCACUUCUGUUGCCGUGAUGGCCUGGACAAGCCUCCUAAGCCUGCCAAAAAGCGGGCUAUCCCUGCGACUCAAAAGGAUGAUGACCUUGGCCAAUUGAAAAUUUCAGACAGUAUCACGAAGAUUAAUCCUGGGAUCAAUGGCAAUACAGGGAGGAAAUUGUCGAAGCAGCACACCAUUGAAGCCAAAAGAAUUGACAGUUCCUCGAAGGCAAAGAGCCUCACGUCUCAGGUCGAAAAAAAGGCUUCAAAGUUCGCCCUAUCAGACAGAAGCAGAAGCAUAUUUUCAACCAAGACCAAGAAAUUGUUGAGUCCAAUGAUAGCCCAUUCAAGUGACUAUGGUGAAGAGGACUUCAGCGAUCUAAUCUCCCCAUCACUCCUUCUUGAAGAACCAGGCACCGAUCUCACAGGAAUAGACUCUCCAAUGACAUUCAAACAAACACAAAGUACCUUCACAGCUAUGAAUGAUACCACAAAGAAGUAUUCAACAAGCUCAGUGCCCUCUGUUCCCCAAGCUGAGUCGUCCCUUGGAAGCCAGACCAAACCAUCAACCCCCCAGACUCAACACGAGGUAAUCGAAAUACAGGACGACACAUCCCAAGAUUCUGCAAAACAGCCAUCAUUAUCACAGCGGAGAUCUGCAAAGCAGAGUAAACUGCCAACAACACUGGAAAGAAGUGUGGCUCACCUAAAACGAAAGGCAAGUCAAAUCGAACCCCGAAACGAAGGAUCCCCAAAUUACUCCAGGAGCAAUUCUUCCAUCACUUCUUUCAUGAUGCAGCCUCUGAAAUACAUGGGUAUUCAAACCCCGGUCCCACCCCGGAGGGAAGUGUCUUCUUUCCCUAUGGAUGAAGCUAGCACGAAUCUCCUGGUUGCACGGCAGGAUGAUACUUCUGAUUUGCCCAAUAUCUUCAGGGAUAUCAUUGAUUUUGACUAA